Colletotrichum orchidophilum is the source of this 1122-nucleotide messenger RNA. RefSeq lists its product as uncharacterized. The coding region runs from base 1 to 1122 and encodes 373 amino acids. The transcript is spliced from 2 exons. The record is from RefSeq and is a predicted model, not a curated record. Lineage: Eukaryota; Fungi; Ascomycota; Sordariomycetes; Glomerellales; Glomerellaceae.
AUGGGUUGCAUUCGACGCCUAUUUGCCUUUCUGGAAGAAGGCCCGAAGCAUGCCUCGUCCAAGGGCAAGCCAAGCCGACGUCUUGUCAAGGCCGCUGUCGCAAUCAAUAAGAUGAAUCGAAAGCCAUCCACCGACAGUUUUCGCCAUGACACGGUGGUUUCGGAUAGCCUUGUAACCGUUACUCAAGGUCAUAUGGGCACUUGCAAAGGCAGCUCUGAAUCAGUCUCAUGCCGUUCACAGACUACCGCGCACCAAGAUGAGAACGCAAUUUCCGCCUCGGUAACCAACACGACCUUUGAACCCGAGAAUCAGUUGGCGUGGACACACUCCGAGAGCCAGGAGGGUACACAAGCUUUCCCUCUGGGGUCAAAGACCAUCACAAGUCAACCCUUGAACGCCGAGACACCGAACGAUACGAACUACCGCAGGCAACGAAGCAUCUCCGACGUGGAGCCCUUUCCUUUGCUGAAUACGAGUUUUGGCCGCACGCUCAAGAGCAGAAAGAAGGUGUCUGGCCUUACCAAUCUGUACCAGAGCCAGGCAAUUUCCCCCAUCGAGCCCAUUAGUAUCCGACCAGAAAAGCGACGAAUCAGACAAGUCUCGGUCUCUCAAUUGUCCACUGUCAGCUCCAACUCUGCUAGGGAACUUUGUGAUCUAGACGACAAUGUUUUCGUCAAGUUCCCGUCUUUUGAGCAAGCUGGAGUGAAGCAGCUCGACGGACUCCUGGAGCAUGAGAGAUGUCUUGCACAGUACUGCGACCAAGAUGAAGAUGACCAUGAGUGGGGGAUCGAUUGCCAGGACAUUGACGAAGCCGUGGUAUCCAAGAAGAGACAUUACAACGUCGUCAAUUACAAUGCGUACAUCGGGGACAGUGUUAUCCAGCAGAUCUACGAAGAAUUCCCCGAGGCAAAGGCCGAGGACUUCAAGACUGCUACUAAGCCGGCCCGUAACUUGCGAUUUGGAAACUACCUUACAGGCACAUACAUGAAGAUCAAGUCGGAAGAUGGUACAUCAAAGCCAGUGAAGAAGCCUCGCAAGUGGGCGACUGGUUUUCUUCAAAAGAUCGUUUGGCAUUUCUUCCCAAAGAAGACUGUGCCUGCUGUACCCCUCGCAACUCAAUAA